AUGCGGCGCUACCGGUCGUGGAGCGCAGCUCCGCUGCUCUCCGCACUCCUCAUGGUAGCGCUUUAUUCCUUUGCCUUGCACAGCGCAGCUGCGCGUACGCGAGAGUCGCAGCUAUAUUGCCUCCCUGCCGAGACGGAGCCGCAUGGCCUCAUCCGCUGCGUCAUCCAGGUGCGGAACGGAUACCAGCAGCCCACAACGAACUUCAACCCUUCCGAUUUCAUUGCCCUGACGCGCACCUCGAACGCCACGGCGGUCGUCACGAAGAGUGCGUUGGUGCGUGGCAGCGACAACACAACCGUCGUCUUCACCAUGUCCGUCUCGACGGCCGCCGACGUGCUGAUCCGGGUGUACUUGCGGGAGAAGGAUGCCGUCGGCGGCAACUCCGGCAUGGGAGAGGUGCGUGGGAGCGGCAUCACAGUUUCUGUGCUUUCAUGGCCGACCUCACGCCUCGGCCCUAUCACCUGCACUGCGCAAGAGACAGGUCUCGCACUGCGAAGCUCCACCAUCUGCCGCGCCGCCCUCUACGACGAGAGCAGCGCGCCCUCGGUUGUACACAGCGCCGACGUGCUGUUUAGUGAGGCAAGCGGGCUAGGCAACUUUGUGUUCACCUCGGGAAUCAAGGAGCUCGUGUUUAGCUUCACGGCGCCGCCGACGGCGCCCGCGCUUGUCUCCACCUUUACGCUAACGGUGAGCCUGCACAGCAAGGACGCCGACGUGAACGGUGGCGGGGCACAAGCGGCUCAGAUUCCGAUUUUGUACCCUGGCGAUGUCGCGCUGUCGGAAACGACAGGCCUGCAAUGUGCAGCGGAGUCGCGGCCCAUUUCAUGCUUCAUCACGGCAUCCGGUGCGCAGGGCCCUGUUACUUUUAACGCCACGCACUUUCGCCUCCGUGUGGAACGAUCGGUCGGGGCUGUCGCUGCUGCGGCGGAUACGUUGGGCAGCCUCACCACCAACGGCUUGGGCGCCGUUAUCCGGCACUGGGUCGAUGUCACCGACACCUUUAGCCUUUCCGUCGCCCGCUCCCCACUGCGCCCGUACGUUGGUGUCGUCUCUUGGGAGCCGAAGUCGCAGGACUCCCUGUACGAGGCCAGGCUCCGCGUUUUCGCCUCGACAGAUGGACAAGAAGUCGGCGCAGCUAGCGGGGACAGUGCUGCAAUCACCGGCAACGCAGCCGAUGUUGCGGGCAGUCCAUACUUCUUCACGACGGGUAUGCUGCCCACCGCUCUAUCCGUGACGCUGCGCGGCUGCCGCGAGUCGGUCAUCGCCUCGGGCAACACGACAGUGUGCUUUAUCGACCUGGCAAAUGGUGUGUCGGGUGACACCACCCUCUACGCCAUCACCACCUCAGACCGAGAAUCUUCUGUAUCCAAUGUGACCUAUGUUGCGCACGAUUCCGUCUGUGCGUGUCGAUCACUGUGGUUCAUCUACCACGCCCCAACCGCCCUCAUCAGCCCAGUGGACGACUACAUCGAGGUGUCUAUGUACACCGACGUCGAACGCUCGGUCAGUGGUAUGGUCAUGGCCAACAACGUGCCGCUCCGUCUCGGCGUCCUUCCGGUGGUGUCUCGCUCCGGUCACGACACUUCUCAAGCGCCGACAGACGCUGUUCUGAUCUCCGUCGGCAUUCUCUUCUACGGCAGCGUGCUCGCUGUCGGUGGCGUGCUCAUCGUGCGCCGCUCACGCAAGGCCGCCAGCAUUCGCCACAAGCGCGCGCUGAAGGAGCGGGCAAUGAUGCAGGCCAUGGACAGACGCCAGGGCGUACCUACCCCAGGCACGGAGAUCCUUAGGGACAGCCCAAGCGCCCUGGCCGGGACACCGGCGAUGACUCAGACCCCAGACGGCGCCGCUGCGGGGCAUGUUUUUCUGGUUCGAGGAUGCGCGGGUUCGAACACUUCUGGGUACGACACGAUCGACAUGCUGGGUGUGGGUGCUGGAGGAGCGGGUGGUGGUGGAAGCCGUUCAACGUCGCCGCCUUUGGUGCCGGCAGCUGUAGUGAGCAACGUGGCAGUUCUUCAAGAUACCUUCCACUCGGACAGCGACUAG
Leishmania major strain Friedlin is the source of this 2043-nucleotide messenger RNA. RefSeq lists its product as hypothetical. Lineage: Eukaryota; Euglenozoa; Kinetoplastea; Trypanosomatida; Trypanosomatidae. The record is from RefSeq and is a predicted model, not a curated record. Bases 1 to 2043 code for a protein of 680 amino acids. The transcript has a single exon.